AUGGAAGUGGCCGAGAGUAGAGAUGCGAAUUCCGUUGGUCCGCCAACAGUGGCCGGCUCCGCCGCCACCAAUGGCGAGCGAAAUCCAUAUCUGGACGAUUCGCUCAUUGACGACGACGGACGGUCGAGUAGCUUGAGUGAAAUCGAUGACCUCUACGAGAACAUCCCGUCCGAUUAUGAGUCUCCCAAACCCGAGAAAGUGGCUCCGGACAACGACUCCGAGGCAGAAACAGAGCGUAUCGAGGAUUCGCCCAACAAUCUUCGUCCGAGAACAAACAUUGUCGUGAGCACGACGAAUUAUGGCCCCAGCCCCAGCAAGCUGGCCCAGUCGACCACGUAUGAUGACGUCGAUGACGAUGAAGAAGAGCAUGUGGCCGAUGAUUCACCCAGCAAGCCUCGUUUAAAAAGCAACCGGGUUAUCGAGUCGGCUGAGGAAACACCUGCGCUUGAUGAUUCCACCCUUCGGGAGAGUUUUAACAAGAAACGAAAACGCCUUGAAUCCGGCGAUGCCGUGGGAGUUGAGAUCGACGAAGAGGACGAACCACCUCAGAAGCGCCGCGGCUCCUUGAAGAGUGAACUGAGCGAUCCUCCUGCAGACGAUAUCGCUUUAUCACCUGAGCCGAUUGAAGAGCCUCCGAAACCCCACGAGGAUGAUACCCCAGUCGACGACGUACCUGAAUCUGACUUGCCAGCACCUCCUGCUAAAGGUAAGAAGAACAAGAAAGGCAAACGAAAACCACGGAAAACUCGGGACGUUGACGAAGAAGUUGACGGUGCGGCUGAAACUGGGGCCGAAUGCGGUGGCGAUGAUAACCUGGGGGAUGAUGGCGCUGCAGAACAAGUGGACGAAGCAGAAGAUGGUGAAGCCGCGGCAAAACUGGAAGAAGAGUCGGCUAAAAGGAUGUCUGCUAUGGAUUCCUUAGCGGUACUAGAGCGAGAAUUUGCAACGUUGCGUGAUAAAAUCUACGACGAGCGAAUUUCCAAGUUGAACCGUGAGCUGGAAAUGCUGAGUGGGCCCAGCCCGACACACCCAGAACUUCUGCGGCAGCUGGAGUGUGUCCAGCGAUACCGUGAUGCCAAGAUUAAGUACGAGCAGACAUUGUUUCAGUAUCGGAUCAAUGCUCUGCUGAACAAGAGCCUGGCAGAGCGAGCCCAGUCGCAUAGCACGUACUUCCAGCGGGCUCGGGAUAUUCGCGAAAAGCAUUCGAGCUCCAUCAGCAAGCGGUUCUAUUCCAUCCAACAUGACCGAUUCAAGACCGACGAGGUCAGCCCCCAGCAUUACAUUCCGUUCCCCACGCGCCGUUCGCAACAAAUCACCCAGCAGACUGCAUACAAUCAGGAGGUAUCGAUUUUGGCUGGCGUCGCAAAAUACGUUGGUUUCCCGGCCGCACCUUCACUGCCUGCCGCACGACCGUCCGAGCUCGAGGAGGACCUGGAAAAGAUGGGCAUAUCCUUUGAAACAAGAGCCCCAGCUGUCCGCCAUUCGACAAACUUACCCCCGCGCGGGACAAUGUCGGUGAUGCCAUCGAACGCAUUCCGCACUGCUGCGGAGGAAGCUUUCCUGGAACAGACACCUUGGGCAAACCCGCAGCAUCCGAUCCACCAUCACCAGCUGCAACAGCAACAGCAUCAGCAACAGAUGCCCCAACGACCCCAAAGUCGGGUGUUUGAGAACUCGCGGGCCCCUGCGUACACAACCCCAGCGGCCCAGAAGCGAGUCGUGGAUAUCAAUGCGCCCAAUGGAUCAGCCUCCACAAUUGCAGAGAACCUGUCAGCGGCCAACUCUUCCACAAAUAACACUCCUUACGGCACCGAGCAAGAGCCACCGCACCAGACACAAGGGCCGUUCGGACAAGCUGAAUAUGAUCCUGACCGGAGAUCUGGAUUCCGAUCGUUAAGCUCCUCACCGUUAGAUGUACGGAAACCACAUGCAGCCUCGUACAGUGGCCUUGACCACCGAUCAUCGCAUGGCUCUUCGCGAAAUCCUGCCUAUUCCCCUCCUCCAGCGCGACUAGGUCUCUUCCACUCAGCAGCCGCAAAUACCUCGCCGCCUCUAUCGUCCAAACCGGUCAACUCCCUUCAUCAAUCAGCGGGAAUACUUGGCGGGUCAAGCUCGAGUCAAAUGGCCGCUCGCUAG
Aspergillus tanneri is the source of this 2136-nucleotide messenger RNA. RefSeq lists its product as uncharacterized. The coding region runs from base 1 to 2136 and encodes 711 amino acids. Gene Ontology annotation, molecular function: histone deacetylase binding. The transcript is spliced from 4 exons. NCBI's taxonomy places the organism in Eukaryota, Fungi, Ascomycota, Eurotiomycetes, Eurotiales, Aspergillaceae. Gene Ontology annotation, biological process: negative regulation of transcription by RNA polymerase II. Gene Ontology annotation, cellular component: Sin3-type complex. The record is from RefSeq and is a predicted model, not a curated record.